Messenger RNA from Rotaria sp. Silwood1, 402 nucleotides. NCBI's taxonomy places the organism in Eukaryota, Metazoa, Rotifera, Eurotatoria, Philodinida, Philodinidae. The record is from the annotation of a GenBank genome assembly.
AUGUCUCAAAUUAAUAAAUCUGAACAGUAUUUCGAACGAAAUAUCAAUGAAUUACGUGCAAUGUUAUUGAAAAAUAUUGAUGAUUUUCGUGAAUUUGUGUUGAGUUCAAAAGUACCAGCUUCUGCGAUUAAUGAUCCAAAUUAUGCAGAACAAGAAGAAGCGUAUAUUGAACUGUUACGUCUAUCAACAGCUCUUAUUAAUGAAAUGCACAAAACUAUUGGAAAAAUACUCGAUCAAUAUCAUAUAUUUCUUGAAGAUAUUUGGAAUGCGAUUUGUGCUGAUGAAGAUCCAUCGUUGAUUGUAAGCGAAUUCCAAAAUCGUAUUGAAAGAUUGAUAAAAGAUAAAUGGGAUCCAAUCUUUGUCGAGAUCAACAGAAUAACAAUGAGAAGUGAACGUUUAUAA